AUGCUCGCGUCGCCUCGCACGCUUCUGAAAGGCGGAAGAACUGACCUCCGUAGAGAUUUCAAUCAAAGCCUGAACAGGGCCAAUCCAGCUAUAAAAGAUGGUGUUGGAAACUCACUGAGCUUGACCCUGCAGCCGAACGACACAGAGCAGAGUAGCCAGCACUACUCCGAAAUCACAAUGCCUGCAGCACUCGAUCUCGCCAACCCUGAUCGCACCAUUCAUGUCGGUGUCGUCUUGAUGGGAGGUGAAACCGAGAUUUUGGAUGUUGCCCCCGUCGAUUUCUUUCACGGUCUCACGAAAGAUUCCAUCCAAGACUGGCCUGAAGAUUGGCUGGACCCGAAGCUCCGAGAACAAGCCAUCGAUUUCAAGUUUCACUGGGUCAAUGAAACAGGAAACCCAGCAAAGUUAACUGGGGCAUUACCCUCCAGCCGACGGUAG
This is a messenger RNA of Exophiala spinifera, 438 nucleotides long. RefSeq lists its product as uncharacterized. The coding region runs from base 1 to 438 and encodes 145 amino acids. The record is from RefSeq and is a predicted model, not a curated record. NCBI's taxonomy places the organism in Eukaryota, Fungi, Ascomycota, Eurotiomycetes, Chaetothyriales, Herpotrichiellaceae. The transcript is spliced from 2 exons.